UCCUGCAUAUGAGAAUGCGUAUAGCCUAUGCCAUUUUAUGGUUUUAAAAUACUUUGAAUCACCGUUGUAGCCUAAGAACCUUUCCCUCACCUUUGUAAUUAAUCGCAAGCAUGCUGUCAUGUCACUGGCUGUGCCGAUCUAACAGUCUGUUGUUUUCAGCGUUUCGCCACAUUGGGUGACUGCUCUAGGCUGCCUCGGGUCGCACCACGAUCGAGCAUCUCGGCGGCUGCGCUCACAUCCUCAGUCGGCAUGAGAGGAAGGACACCGCGGCUGCGGAGAACCGACUGCGCCGCGAUAAUUACGAGCAGAUUUCUACCAAUGUAGUCAAUAGCGCCGGGAUCCGGGUUGUUUGUUUAAAUUAACACGGGGCAGACAACGUGGCUGGAAAGGGAGUCUGCAAAGACGUCAGACUAUCUAGUGAACUGCCUACAUAGACAGCUUUUUUGGACAUCACACCGCGUUCGUGCGCGCUCCGGGCAGCAUUCAUUCACUGUCGCUGUCCACACACACAUGUACAGUAUGUGUGAACGUGCGGAGAAGUUGAAGAUGCCACUCUGAAUCGUUUGGGCGCUUGGAUCGACGAUAACAAGCCCUUUUCUAUGGAUCCACUGAUCGUCAACAUCUCAAACCGCAAGGCUCCUUCCUACAAGCACAUCUGAGUCCUGCAAGCAGACUCUCCCCGCUCUCCAUCUCACAGCAAAUACAGCGAGCAGAUAAGAGAUCACACCGGCAGUGUUUUCAUCAUGAGACUGGUGUUGAAGUAUCUGGACAAGAUGAGGUGCUUCCGGAAACGUUCCACCAUUCCUUUUCUGGUGGCUCUCAUUACCUUCCUGCUCUUCAUAAACCUCUACAUCGAGGAUGGCUAUGUGCUGGAGGAAGACAAACGCCAAUUACGAGAAACCUCAAUGCAUCCUCUGAACUCAGAGCGAUAUGUUCAUACUUUUAAAGAUAUCACCAAUUUUUCUGGAACAAUCAAUGUGACUUAUCGGUACCUCGCUGGAACACCUUUGCCUCGAAAGAAGUAUCUCACUAUUGGAUUGUCAUCUGUAAAAAGAAAACGAGGAAACUACUUGCUGGAAACCAUCAAGUCUAUUUUUGAUCAGUCAAGUUACGAGGAGCUCAAAGAAAUCAUUGUGGUUGUCCACUUGGCAGACUUUGACCUGGCAUGGUGUGAGAGCCUAGUUCAGGAAAUCUCCAGAAAGUUCGGCCAUCAUAUCAUUGCAGGACGUCUUCUAGUUAUCCAUGCACCCGAGGAGUACUACCCGUCCCUGGAUGGGCUGAAGAGAAAUUACAAUGAUCCAGAAGACAGAGUACGCUUCCGUUCCAAACAGAAUGUAGAUUACGCUUUCCUGCUUAACUUCUGCACCAACCUGUCAGACUUCUACAUGAUGUUGGAGGAUGAUGUGCGCUGUUCUCGAAACUUCCUCACUGCCCUGAAGAAAGUGGUGGCAUCUAGAGAGGGAUCAUAUUGGGUGAUGCUGGAAUUCUCCAAACUGGGCUACAUAGGGAAGCUGUACCACUCACGAGACCUUCCCAGACUUGCCCAUUUCCUGCUCAUGUUCUAUCAGGAGAUGCCUUGCGAUUGGCUUCUUAUCCAUUUCCGAGGCCUACUGGCCCAGAAGGAUGCGAUUCGUUUCAAGCCUUCCCUUUUCCAGCACAUGGGCUACUAUUCCUCCUAUAAGGGGGCAGAAAACAAACUUAAGGAUGAUGACUUUGAGGAAGACUCCCUUGAUAUCCCAGACAACCCACCUGCCAGUUUGUAUACAAACAUAAAUGUAUUUGAGAGCUAUGAUGCUGCCAAAGCUUACAGUAGCGUGGAUGAGUACUUCUGGGGCAAAGCUCCGUCCACUGGGGACUUUUAUGUAAUAGUGUUCAACAAGGCAACAAAAAUCAGCAAAAUCAAGAUCAUCACGGGAACAGAUGAUCGGCAGAAUGAUAUUUUGCAUCACGGAGCUCUGGAAGUGGGGGAGAAAUUAGUAGGAACCAAAAAGGGAAGGCAGUGCUCCUCCUAUAUAACUUUAGGGGAGUUUAAAAAUGGAAACAUUGAGGUUCAUGAUGUGGACCACAAGAUAGCGUUUGAUAUUGAGUGUGUUCGUAUUGUGGUAACGGCAAGUCAGAAAGAAUGGCUUAUCAUUAGAAGCAUAAGCCUCUGGACUACACAAGGUGCCAGUCAAUGAGAACUUUUUUGAACCGUAGCUAAAGGCACAAGUAUCUGUUUAUUUAUCUAUUUAUUUAUUUCUGCAAUUCUAAAUUAUUUAUUCACCUGAGAAAUCUUUAUUUAUUCAAAUCUAUUCAUUUAUUCAGACUAAUUUAAGAUUUCACACAUCUGCGGCAUUUCAGCCAAUUCUGACAUCAACUAUUUAGACAAUUUUUUUUUAAUAUAUAAAGACAUUUAGAGUACAUAUUUGUGUACCCUCUUUUCCAUUAUUAUUACAUAAUGUGUACUCCUCAGCAAAAAAAAAAAAAAAAAGCUCUGAGAAGCUACACUGUUUUGACUGUCCUUUGUCCAAGGUAUACACUGUACAAUAAUGUAAGGUUUAGUUUUCAUUUUGCCCUUUUAGAUUCAACCCAGACCCAUUUAUGUGUAAAAUUACAUACAUAUAUGUAUGUAUAUAUACACACACAUGCAGAUUUUUGCUUGAAGCAGAGGUUUUGGUUUCUGUUUUGGUUUGUGCUUAAAAAGAAAAAAGAGAAGCAUUUGCCAGUGAAGUUAGAAAAAUAAACUUCAUUACUUCAGUAAACUUCUAAAUCAAAAAGUUCAUGAAAAACAACUCUUAAAAUCUUGCAUAAUUUUGCUUUAAGUAAAUGUGUCCUGUUUUAAAAAAUGUUUGUAUACAUACUAAGAAAUUAUUUUUCACAGUGUAGCUGUUUUCCAUAUUUUAACAGACAGACAUUCUAUUCUAAGUCAUUGAAAAAGUUGCUUAAGCAGAAUUGUAAGCACUUAAUAUUCGGGUUAAGUUGAUAUUUAAUUAAUUUUUUGUUUGUUUGUUUGUUUGCUCUUUUCUUCUAUACCUCUAAAUAUUUGCUUAUCCUGCUCUCCUUUCUGCCAACACAGGGUCAAUAUUGCCUUGAAUAUACAAUGUAUUGUGGCAUGAAUCUACUCAGCAACAUUUCAUACCAUCUCCCCACUGAAUGAUAACAAAAAAUGUUAUUCAAUCAACCUUGGGCCAAAAGGGUCUCUUUAGUGUAGUUCCGUUUUGUUUGUGCAUUUCUUCAGAGGCAUGGAUUGGAACAGUGUGGCUAUUCGCCCAUCUUCUGAAGUGUUGUGAUUGGACAGUACAGUGACAAAUGAGGUAAACCUCCUUCCCCUUUUCAGUAUUUUCCUCCUAUCUUUUGCUCAGUGCAAUUUUACCAGGGUAAAUUGGAUUUUGUUUGGCUCAUUCCCCCAUAAAAUUACACCAGCAACAACCACCCUAGUGCAGACCGUUCUCGGAGCAAACCUCUGGCUGGUAUUGUUCGCCGCUCCAUUGAAAUGCAGUUUUGUGUUUUUGUGUGAGUGUAUGCACUAUAGACCAUAUCUGUCACUACUUUACUCUUUGUUUACCCAAAUGACUCUGUCACAAGAUGUUUUGAAAGACAUUAAAACUUGGUUUCGCAACCAUCUAAUUACUCCUUUAGACUGAACAUGUCACAUGAAAAAUGCAAUAAUAAGACAACUGUUUACAUGACUCUGUAAUGUUGCAGAAUGUGUUUAUCGGCAGAUUUUCUUUCUUUAUUAUAAGACAAGGCUUUUUUUCCAUUGAAAACAACACAUUUAUCAUGUUGUCAUAAUACUGCAUACUUCAAACGUGUGUAGUAGUUAUUUUAGUAUCAUAAAAAUACUUUGCAUGAUCUUUGCAGUUGUCUUUAACAACACGUAAGAUACAAAAUUGACGUUGCAUUAAGAGGUGCUUUGCACCGACAUGUGUUAAAAGUUAACUUUGCCAUAGUUAUCAAGAAGCCAUUACUAGCACUUUUUCUCAGGCUAGAAAUGUGUUACAUUGCUGUAUACAUUAAUUUUCAUCCCAGGUCAGAACUGAGUUCUUUCCUUGUCAGUUUAUUUUAAGAUUCAGUUUAUUGGAAGUGAAUACCUCUUGCCCAGUUGUAUUUGUGAAUGGUCUUUUGGAUGCAUUUCAGAGUUCUAUGGCUAUUUAAUGUCACAGUAUGUUUUUCAAUAGUUUUGUAAUGCUUUCUUGUGAGCAAAGCACAGGUCCUUUUUUCAAACAGCCAGCUAAAUUUUAGGGCUGGCGGUGUAAUAAAAUGUUACAAAUGAAAAUAUUGGAAGGUUUUGUCUUCCUAAUAAAACAACUGACUAAAUAAUUGUUCAUGCAUGAGCUAAGAAAGAAUGCCGCAGUGUUAGUACGCCUGUCGGUUUUAGGCUUUAUGACUUGUUUUCAAGUGUCUACUCUGAACUUGACUGGCAUUGUACUGUACUUGAUUUGUAAUUUUACUGUACUAAAUCUACAUUUACAGCAAUGGACAUCUCACAUAUUGUGCUGCAUAGGUGAAGAGAAUGUGUUAUGAUGUAGAGUUCUGUUGUAUUUCUCCCACACUGUUUGUCACAUGGUACUGUAACUAUAUUGUAAAAUGACAUAUAUUUUUUUACAUUUAUCAUUAGAACUGUUUGCCUUGUAUAUUGUACCUAAAUAUACAUUGACUCAAGUGCUGAGUUGACAAAAA
Molecule: messenger RNA, 4659 nt
Organism: Puntigrus tetrazona (Sumatra barb)
Lineage: Eukaryota; Metazoa; Chordata; Actinopteri; Cypriniformes; Cyprinidae
Gene: mgat4c
Product: mgat4 family member C
Exons: 6
Coding region: 744-2177 (477 amino acids)
Biological process (GO): protein N-linked glycosylation
Molecular function (GO): acetylglucosaminyltransferase activity
Source: RefSeq, a predicted model, not a curated record